UGCGUCAAACCAAGGAUAAACGUCAAGAUGACAGGUAUCAAAUGGACAUCAUUUCAUGUAUGGUAAAGUUAAUCUAAUCUAAAGAACAAAUGGGAUAUAUGAGAUUCAGAUAAUAUCAGAUUUCCACGUGCAAAUUCUCUGUCCCCGUGUUUCAAGGAUCAAAGUUCGUCUAACUCGACAUUUGUCAACGUAGAAUGUCAUUUUACAACAGUGUAAUUCAGUGAUAAGAGUUAAAAAUCCACAUCCCAUAAUGUUGACAUCUCGUAUAAGAAUAAAUUAUGUUUGUGAGAGAGCUGUGAGUAAAUUUUAUUCUCCUGAAAAUAUAUUAUCUCAAGAAAACAGAGAGAAAACUACCUCGAAAUUCAGUACUAUGCAACCUAUCAGAUUGUCACAUUUUCCACCAAGAAAAGCAGCUGUUUUGGUUCCACUUUGUUUGAUGGAUGGUAAGAUGGCGCUUCUGUAUACAUUACGAACAUCGAAAUUGAAGAACCAUAGAGGAGAAGUGAGUUUUCCUGGAGGAAUGAUAGACGAUUCAGACAAAGAUGUUACGGAAGCUGCUCUAAGGGAAACUCGGGAAGAACUAGGUAUAGUUCCCGAAUGUGUGGACGUUUGGGGUUCUGGAAGACAACUAGUGGCUAGAGGUAAAACGACAGUUACCCCAGUACUAGGAUAUAUCAAGAAAAACUUCAAAAUUAAAGAUUUAAAACUCAGCAGAGACGAAGUUGACGAUGCAUUUUAUGUGACUUUGGAAGAUUUGUGCAACCCUAAAUUAUAUCGUCAUACACAAUUCAGGCAAGAUGACACAACAUUCAAUAUGCCUGUUUUUACAGGAGGAAAAUACCGAAUAUGGGGACUUACUGCAGUGAUUACUUAUAUUGCUUUACAUUCGUUACUCCCAGCUAGAGCUUAUAAUCAUCAAGUAAAACAAUUACAAUCAAUUAGGAUCAUACCCUGAACAAAUUAAAUUCUUUUGGACCA
Molecule: messenger RNA, 978 nt
Organism: Harmonia axyridis
Lineage: Eukaryota; Metazoa; Arthropoda; Insecta; Coleoptera; Coccinellidae
Product: mitochondrial coenzyme A diphosphatase NUDT8
Exons: 1
Coding region: 251-955 (234 amino acids)
Molecular function (GO): coenzyme A diphosphatase activity
Source: RefSeq, a predicted model, not a curated record